Molecule: messenger RNA, 1127 nt
Organism: Pisolithus orientalis
Lineage: Eukaryota; Fungi; Basidiomycota; Agaricomycetes; Boletales; Pisolithaceae
Product: putative polysaccharide biosynthesis protein
Exons: 5
Coding region: 321-656 (111 amino acids)
Cellular component (GO): cytoplasm
Source: RefSeq, a predicted model, not a curated record
UGACCUCGUCCCGUAUGAAUACUUUGUAAUUGCUGUCUAUAGUCUUGCGUCCCAGCAGGUGAGAUAGCCGGUAACCCUAACCCGAAGGCGGACAUGCAGAGUCGGCUGCACCAUGUGACGUCUAAUAAACCGCAUGGGUCGACGCUGCAGCACUUUGAUUCAUCACGCCAAAGUCGAUUCAACCCCGACGUAAUCAGAAACGAUGUCGACGCAAGGUUUUGACCCUAACCAAGCUCAAAAUCUCCUCGAAGUACGUUGUUCCGAGCUUUCUUAUCAACUCAGGACUCCCUGACGUUCGAAACACCCCCCGUGGUCUCGCCAUGAAGAUCGAAAAACAAUUCGCUGUGAAGGCUGUCGAACAUGCCCAGACCUACUGGAACAUCCUCGAGAAAGUCCCUCCCCGCGGAUUAAGGCUAACGAAAUUAGACGAUGAAAUCUACGAGCACGUGAUGUCUGCCUUCCCUGAACUGAGCGGGAAUGAUCAUGAGAAACUGGUCAAACUGGACGAGGACUGGCUCAAGAGUGAGGAUGGGAAAAAGAGAUGGCGGGCGUUUGUCAACGCGUAUGAGAAAAAAGUAAAAGAUUUCAACUUUGGUUCUCUCAUUCGCACGGACGCCAAGCUGGAGUAUUCGGAAACCAACACCAUCUUCGGUUAGUUUUCUUCUAAUCUAACGCGUUCGAUCCGUAUCCCCGCUGAUCUUUUUACGUGUUUUAUCUUGUUGUUAUCAGUGACUCGAAUGCAGUUCUACGCGAUCGAGGUGCGUGGUUUUUCCCCGUCGUUAAAUGGACAUAACAUGAGGAUGUUGAUUCACCACAGAUUUCUCGCAAUAGACUGGGCCUUAAUGAUACGAUACACGAGAUUGCCAAAGCCGACGCAGAGAAGGAGAAGCUGAAAAAAGCCGCUCUGGCAUCCGCUAAAUCGUAACCUUAUUCUUCUAGGAGAUGAGAGGGGGGCGUCUUGCUCGUAUUUACAUAUUAUCAUAUCAGCGACGAGGCACCUCGCCACUGCUCUAUCGCAGUGACACAUUUCAGUUCGUAUAUAUGUUCAUCUGUCCGAGCCAGGCUGGAGGUGUGAGACUGGACGGAGGAAGGGUGUCCCCAUUGAUCUGAGAUUGACAUCCUGUGCG